ACAUAAAAAAUUCGCUGCAUCUAACAACUUCUUAGUUGAAAUUUAUUAAAAUUUAAAUUAAAUUAAAUGAUGAUUAGCUUUAUUAAUUAAUAAUAAAUAAAUAAAAAUAAAAAUGUUUCGUAUGUUAAAAUACGUUGUGAUAGGAAUAUCGGUACCAACCUCAUUUAUGGAUUGUUUCGCUUCCGUUGCCAGAGUUGAUGGAACCUCAAUGCAGCCUUGUCUCAAUAGUCAAAAUUCAUCCACACCGGAUUACGUCCUUUUAUCGAGAACAGCUGUGAGAAAUUUAGAAUUCAACAGAGGAGAUGUCGUCUCUGUUAUCAGUCCAAAAGAUCCGAAUCAGCGAAUAAUCAAAAGAAUUGUCGGUUUGGAAGGUGACUUGAUCCCGACACUCGGAUACAACUUGAAACAUGUCAAAGUACCUGAAGGUCACGUGUGGAUUGAAGGCGACAACUCGCAAAAUAGUCUAGAUAGCAACAAUUUUGGACCAGUUUCCGUAGGAUUAAUUACUGGCAAAGCAGUUUAUAUUUUAUGGCCGCCGCAGCGAUAUCAAAAACUUGAUUCGAAAUUGCCGAAAACGAGAUUACAAUCACUUCUUGCCAAGCCUUUGUCGGUUAGGGAAUAAAAAAAUUAAAUAAAAAUACGAAUUUUAAGAAAUUUAA
Culicoides brevitarsis is the source of this 659-nucleotide messenger RNA. RefSeq names its product mitochondrial inner membrane protease subunit 2. The transcript is spliced from 2 exons. The coding region runs from base 113 to 622 and encodes 169 amino acids. Gene Ontology annotation, molecular function: serine-type endopeptidase activity. Gene Ontology annotation, cellular component: membrane; mitochondrial inner membrane peptidase complex. The record is from RefSeq and is a predicted model, not a curated record. NCBI's taxonomy places the organism in Eukaryota, Metazoa, Arthropoda, Insecta, Diptera, Ceratopogonidae.